AAAAUCUCCUACAUUUCGUCACAAUCUUGCUUCAGAAUCAAAUCCCAGAUGGAGAGAACUUUGAAGCAAAAAGAAGAAGACGACGUAGAAGAAGAAAUAUUCUACUCUCCUAAUUGUAUUGAUGAAGAAAAUGAAGAGAUUCAAAGCAAUGAUGAUGAGGAAAAGAAGAAGAUUCAUCAUUUGAGAGAGAUAGUUGCAAAGCAAGAUCCUGCAGCUUGCGAGGAAGUAGAUGAGGGCACAUUGAGAAGAUUUCUUCGUGAUCGUGAUCUCGACAUCGAGAAGGCUUCGACGAUGCUGAUGAAGUACUUGACAUGGAGGCGAAGCUUCGUCCCAACGGGCUCGAUUUCAGCAUCGGAGGCCCCGAAUCACGUAGCACAUAAGAAGGUGUUCGUGCAAGGCACAGACAAGAGAGGUUGUCCAGUUGCAGUCGUCUUUGGUGCUAAGCAUUUUCCCAGCAAAGGAAACAAUGAGGAAUUCAAACGUUUUGCAGUGUUUGUUUUGGAUAAAAUAUGCUCGAGAAUUCCUAAUGGAGAGGAGAAGUUCACAUCUAUUGUAGAUCUUGAAGGAUUUGGGUACUCCAACAGUGAUGUUCGAGGGUAUAUUGCAGUUCUUUCGAUUUUACAGAAUUAUUACCCGGAAAGACUUCAGAAAGUGUUCUUAAUUCACGCAUCUUACGUAUUCAUGGCGGCAUGGAAGGUUGUGUAUCCAUUUGUGGACAAAAAUACUAGAAAAAAGAUCACAUUUGUGGAAAACAAGAAAAUACAAAGUGCUCUGCUGGAGGAGAUAGAUGUGGAUCAGCUUCCAUAUAUUUAUGGAGGCAAAUUGCAAUUAGUUCCAAUUCAAGAUGUCUAA
Messenger RNA from Salvia miltiorrhiza (redroot sage), 852 nucleotides. Its product is annotated as SEC14 cytosolic factor-like. Bases 49 to 852 code for a protein of 267 amino acids. The record is from RefSeq and is a predicted model, not a curated record. Lineage: Eukaryota; Viridiplantae; Streptophyta; Magnoliopsida; Lamiales; Lamiaceae. The transcript is spliced from 6 exons.